AUGAAAAUCGUACCUAAAGAUAUAGAUUUUAAUGAUGAAAUCUUGAAUGAAUUGCCUAAAGAUUUCACGAUAAUUUCUAAAAGCGCGAGAUAUUUAGUUCAUACAUUUAGACUAAUAGGCUUUUCUCCAAUGGUUAGAAGAUUAUUGGUUUGUGAUCCUUGCAAACGAAGCUUAACAAUACCAUUUCCAGAUGAGAAUAAUGCUUUAGAUAUAGUUUGUCAAUUUAUUCAAGGCAAAGACGUAGAUAUCGCAGCAAACCAUCUUAUUAUGCUUUCGCAAUAUGCAUCUUAUUUUGAAAACAUCGACCUUGUACAUAUGGUAGCAUAUCAAUUCAAAAAGAAUAAUUUUUUACCAAAAAGCAUAGAAAAUUACGAUUAUGAUUCUUCGUUUUUAUCACUGGUAGCACCAUUAAACCAAAUCAAAGAAUCGUUCGUGAUCUACAUGAAUUCCCAGUUUAUAUUCAAUAUGCCUGUAUAUAUUUUAGAUGAAAUUUUAUCAUGUUUGCUAGUACAAAAGCAAAUUGAUAACAAACGAUUUUUCGAAUGCAUAUACAAUAUAGUAGAGAAGAAUAUUCAAGUAAAUCCGGCUUAUUGUUCCUUAUUUUGUCAUUUGAAUUUUCUUGAGCUCAAAACCGAAGAACUGAAUCAAUUUGUAUCAAUAUGUCAUCCAGAUGCAAUUAGCGGUCCAUUAUGGAGGGCUGUUUCCCAAAGAUUUCGUAAAAGAGUUCAAAGGCCAAAUGAAGAAAAUUUCCCUUACAGAGGCAAUCCAUUCUUUGGAAUCUUCAACUAUUUCAUACAAAACUACCCAGAUCAAGUCGGAAAUGGAACAAUAAUUUUAGAUUGCGGCGGAAACAAGCAAUGGGCGUUACCUCAUCUUUUCGAGCCUUUUGAUCAUUCCAAGUGGUGGGAAAACGCUUCUCCACUCAAUGGAAUUUAUAGACAAUCAGAUGCUUGGGUUUAUAUCGGCUUCCCAUCGAUGAAGCUUAGACUGACACACUAUACCAUUUCCCAUAGCUUGAAUUCCGCAAAUUCCGCUCAGCCAAAACAUUGGAUUGUUUACGGCGCAGAUGAAAAAGAAAACUGGGUUAAGAUACACGAAGUUACUAACGCUCAAGAACUGAAUGUUCCAAGGGGAACUCAUACUUAUACUAUUAAUAAUUCUACGGAUUAUUAUUCUAGAUUUAAGAUACAGCAAAUUGAGAACUUUUCAAAGAAGGAACAUUUACGCAGUAAAUUCGUCCUUUCUGCUAUAGAAUUUUUCGGUAAUUUAAUCCAUUUGAAAUAG
Messenger RNA from Trichomonas vaginalis G3, 1284 nucleotides. Its product is annotated as protein ubiquitination. The record is from RefSeq and is a predicted model, not a curated record. NCBI's taxonomy places the organism in Eukaryota, Parabasalia, Trichomonadida, Trichomonadidae. The transcript has a single exon. Bases 1 to 1284 code for a protein of 427 amino acids.